Molecule: messenger RNA, 2133 nt
Organism: Myxocyprinus asiaticus (Chinese sucker)
Lineage: Eukaryota; Metazoa; Chordata; Actinopteri; Cypriniformes; Catostomidae
Product: microtubule-actin cross-linking factor 1, isoforms 6/7-like
Exons: 4
Coding region: 873-2039 (388 amino acids)
Source: RefSeq, a predicted model, not a curated record
CUGGAGUGAGCACUGGCUAAGGAUGUACAGUAGCUGAGGGCCAUGUAAACCUCAUACAUACCUUUCAGAGCAGGUUGAGCAUCACAGAGUGACUUUGCACAACCACUGAUAGCAAAGUCGGUGGCAUCCUGUGGAACUUACACCUGCAGUGGAAGGCAAAGAGGGGCACUCUGGCAGCUGAGAGGAAAAUAGAGGACAAGCAGGAGAUUUGGAUUGGAUAUCAGGCACUCACGGAGAGGACCUGGAGUCUGGAGCUAAAAGAGAACACUAUGGCUGUUUUGUGACUGAGAUACAUGUUUUGGAUAACAGCUGGGGGAUGAUAAGAUCUUUCACGUGGAGGACGCAGGGGCCGAGAGCUUUAUCAAUGAGCUUGUGCUCUUCUCUGUGAAUCAAGAGACACAACCAACACCACCACUGCCAAGCAAAGGCAAAAUGCUUUCACUUGAAGCAUGAGCUGUGAUGCCUUCUGGAAAGGCAAGAAAUUACAUGGAACAUUGACAUUUAAUCCUUGUUGUAUGAUCUUUGUAUUACAUUUCCUGGAGGUGACAAAGUCAGACAACCAUCACAGGAACAACUGACCACAAAAUGGAUCUAGCGGCGUACUUCGUACAGCUGAGCCAGUCGGACCUAUCAAUUAGAGAGUUCUCCCAUUUCUUCUCCACCAUUGCCAUCCACACUGGUUUUGAUGAUGAUACCCUGAAAUCCAACACGCCGGGGAAUUGCCGGGGACCGGAGAUUGCACGUGGGAGGAAUAUGUGAGGCUAAUCUUAGAGACACUCGCUGCAGAGGAUCCUCCUCUCGCAAUCAUGGAUCCGACUUCUGAGUCUCCCAUGUCUUAGUCUGCACCACGCCAUGUCACAGCCAACAAGUCAAUGCCCACGCAUGCCACGGUCAACGAGCUGGAAGCUUUGUCUGUCCCAGAGCCAGCGUUGUCAAUCUCGUCCAUCCCAGAGCCAGUGUUGCCAGACUCGUCCAUCCCAGAGCCUGCGUUACCAGCCUCAUCCGUCCCAGAGCCUGCAUUGCCAGCCUCAUCCGUCCCAGUGCCUGCAUUGCCAGCCUCGUCCGUCCCAGAGCCAGCAUUGCCAGCUUCGUUCAUCCCAGAGCCCACGUUUCCGACAUCGGCCUCCCGGAGGAGGGGGAGACAGGCUUCCAUUUCCAAGUCUCAGCCCAUGUUCAUGACCACAGAGGUUGUCUCCGUGUCUCUGCCCAUGAACAUGACCACGGGGGUUGUUUCCAAGUCCCAGCCCAUGUUCACGACCACAGAGGUCAUCUCUGAGUCUCUGCCCAUGUACACAACCACGGAGGUUGUUUCCAAGUCUCUGCCCAUGUACAUGACCACGGAGGUCGUUUCCAAGUCUCAGCCCAUGUACACGACCACAGAGGUCGUCUCCGAGUCUCUGUCUACUCCCACGACCACAGAGGUCGUCUCCAAGUCUCAGUCCAUGCCCACAACCACAGAGGUCGUUCCCGAGUCUCAGUCCAUGCCCACGACCACAGAGGUCAUUCCCGAGUCUCUGUCCAUGCCCACGACCACAGAGGUUGCUCUCGAGACUCUGCUCAUGUUCACGACCAUUGAGGUAAUUUCCCAGUCAUCCUGGACUCUUAGCCUCGAGCCUGCCACGGCUCUGCCUUCUACGGCUUCGCCCUUCGAGCCUGCCAGGGCUCCGCCUUCUACAGGUUUGCCCCUCAAGCCUGCCACGGCUCCGCCUUCUACGGCUUCGCCCCUCGAGCCUGCCACGGCUCUGCCUUCUAUGGCUUCACCCCUUGAGCCUGCCACGGCUCCGCCUUCUACGGCUUCAUCCCUCGAGCCUGCCACGGCUCUGCCUUCUACGGCUUCGCCCCUCGAGCCUGCCACGGCUUCACCCCUGAGCCUACUACAGCUCCGCCCUCAGAGUCUUCCAUGGCUCCAGUCUAUAAUCUGUGGCUGCCUCCCAGGCCUCUUGACCCUAUCUCAACCCUGUGGUAACCACCCAGGCCUCCUGACCCUGUUUCAGCCCUGUGGCCGCCAACCAGGCCUCCUGAUCCAGUCCCUACCCUGAGAUGGUCUUCUGGGUACUCUGGUAUCCUUGGUCUCCUGGCCGUCCGCCUGAUAUACUCUGGUCUUCUGGGUCUUCUGGCCGUCCACCUGAUCUG